Molecule: messenger RNA, 16084 nt
Organism: Hemicordylus capensis (graceful crag lizard)
Lineage: Eukaryota; Metazoa; Chordata; Lepidosauria; Squamata; Cordylidae
Gene: CELSR1
Product: cadherin EGF LAG seven-pass G-type receptor 1
Exons: 35
Coding region: 1044-10328 (3094 amino acids)
Biological process (GO): G protein-coupled receptor signaling pathway; cell surface receptor signaling pathway; homophilic cell-cell adhesion
Cellular component (GO): plasma membrane
Molecular function (GO): calcium ion binding; G protein-coupled receptor activity
Source: RefSeq, a predicted model, not a curated record
UCCGCCUCAGGCACUGAGUGCAGCCUCCUGGCCUCUCGCGGGGACAGCUUUAGCGACCCGUCUGUGGUCUCCAUAGAGAUUUCAACAACCAGCACCUUUCAGUCACUGCGGAAUAACAAUACAUGAAACGGGAGGAGGCAGAACGCGGGAGAGCCGGAGAGAAGCUGCAGCCGCAGGAGGAAAUCGCUGUGAGUAGCCGGCGGCCGGACAAACUUUCGCUGCUUUCCCAAGCGAAGCGCGCACAUCUAGCUCUACUGGGCAGCAGGAGAAGAAGAGACGAGGCAAACUUUUCUACCGCCGCGCUUGGAAGCUGGACGAGGACGGAGCAAUGUUGAACACCGAUUAACGGGUUUUUUGGUGGGUUUUUUUUUUUUUAAAAGUAGUAAUUCAUGAUCGAUAGGUGGGAAGACUCGCAAACGCAGGGAUUUGGCAGAGCGCAAAGGACAAGAUCGCGGGGAAGGAAGAAAAGUUGGCUGCGGAGGACUAGAAUCGCGCACACGGUUAUUCCUGGUGUGGAAAGAUACGAUUAAUAGGAGGGACUCAGCUAUUGGGUGUGGAUUUACAGUCGCGCCAGACAUCUCGUACCCGCUGUUCGGGAGUUUGGAGUGGCGCUGGUGCGGCGAUUUCCCAAGAGAUCGCGCCAAGACGGAGUUGCGAGGAAAGAGACGCGAUGGUGGGGCGCUCGGUCUCUGAGAACUGCACGCGGGGAAGUCGCCGUCUGGGCUGAGUUUUUUUAAAGGGCGAGUGGCAGGUUCCCUUUGGAGCAGCAGUUGGCGACGGAGGGGAGCCAUUUUGAACUCUUAAAAAAAUACCCUACUGCCAACAAACACUUUAAGGCGGUGGGGGUGGCGGGCAAAAGUUUAUUCUCCGCCUCUGGGUCCGAUCCAUGCCCGUUGGAGAGGUCUGAGCGAAAGAGCCCGGGAGUCCAGUCCCCGCUUUCCUUGCUCCCCAGCUGCUCAUGGACGAGGCCGGAUGAGCAGCUCAGGGAGGUGGAUGGAUUGUGGAGCCUCUGGGGCGCGAUCCCUGCCUCAUAAGCCUUGGAGAUGCUGCUCCGCUUGCCGGUGGCCGCCUGGCUGUCGUGGCUGGCGCUGCUGGUGGCGGCGGCGGCGGGCUGGGAGCUGCACCUCGCCCGCAGCAACGGCCCGGGAGACUUGUUGCUGGACCUCUCGCUGGGGCCGGAGUGGCUCUACGCGCUGGACGAGACUCUGACACCCCGCCAGCUGAGGGAGGCCGUGGAGGUGACGGGCGACGGGCUGCUGAGGAGGACGAAGAUCCGCGUGGAGUGCGCCGGCUUGGCGCGCAACCCGCAGCCGCUCCACUUGCGCCUGGUGUCGUCCCUCAGCGGCGUCCGCCUCUCACUCCGCCUGGUAGCUUACCUGCACGGCCCCGGCUGCCCCAGCUGGUCCCGGGAGCGAGCGGGCGGCAGGGACUGGCUUCAGCCUAGCCUUUCCAUCUUCCCCGCCAGCUCUCUGCGGCAGCUGCCACCCGUGCUUUGUUUUCCCGCUUCCCCCGAGCAGCAGCAGCAGCAGCAGAUGCCUUGGGAGUGGGGAGAAGGCGAGGGGGGGCGAGUGCUCUCUGCCCUCAUGGCCUUGACAAGUUUCCCACAGUGCAGAUGCCCCGAUGGCCGGCCCUUGGGCUGCAGGGGCCAGGAAGGAGGAGAAGGGGUGUACUGCCCACAGUCUCUAGGGGUGAGCCCCCAGCAGCUUCUCUGUCACCUGCGGAGGAGCCAGGGGGACAUCCUCAUAGAGCUGGGUCGACCCAGUGUGGGAGGAGUGAAGCAAGAGGUUGGGGGAGGGCAGGAUAGGGAAGGGCUGGAUGGAAACUGGGAGGCAACCUCCAUGCAGCAGGUUUUGAGAGAGAGAAAGGGCAGCUGGGAUUCUUGGCUCAGGGGACCCCGCAGGAUGAGGAGUGUGAACAACCCCCCACAGUUCAAGCUGCCCAAUUACCAGGUGUCAAUUGCGGAGAACCAGCCUGCCGACACUGCAGUCAUCACACUAGAAGCCCAUGACCCAGAUGAGGGGGAGGCAGGCCGCUUGACAUAUUCCAUGGAGGCGUUUUUUGACAAGCGCUCCAAUGAUUACUUCUCCAUUGACUCUGGGACAGGGCUAGUGGUCACCACCCGUAGUCUGGACCGGGAGACAAAGGAUACCCAUGUGCUUCAAGUGACUGCAACAGACCAUGGCUCCCCACGGCAUCGGUCAGCUAUCACCUUCCUGACCGUGACUGUGAGUGACACCAAUGACCAUGGUCCAGUGUUUGAGCAGCCUGAAUACCGAGAGAACAUUCGAGAGAACCUUGAGGUGGGUUAUGAGGUGCUGACUAUUCGUGCCACAGACGAGGAUACCCCAGACAAUGCGAACUUGCUCUAUCGUAUCCUGGAGCCAGGGGCUGGGGAGGGAGUCUUUGAGAUUGAUCCACACUCUGGGGUUGUGAGGACUUGUGCCCUUGUGGACCGAGAAGAGGUCUCAGAGUACUAUCUUGUGGUAGAAGCCAAUGACCAGGGUAAAGACCCAGGCCCUCGAAGUGCCACAGUCACAGUGCAUAUCACAGUGGAAGAUGAGAAUGACAAUUCCCCACAGUUUAGUGAGAAACGCUACUUGGUACAGAUCCCAGAGGACACCCCAGUAAAUAGCCAGGUGCUACAGGUGCAGGCCACUGACCGAGAUCGGGGCAGCAAUGCUCAGGUGCAUUAUAGCAUUGUGAGUGGCAACCUCAAAGGCCAGUUUUAUAUCCAUUCUUUCUCUGGCUCUAUUGACUUGAUCAACCCCCUAGACUAUGAGACUAUUCGAGAAUACACCCUGAGAAUCAAAGCCCAGGAUGCAGGAAGGCCUCCACAGAUAAAUUCUAGUGGAAUGGUGUCCAUUCAAGUGUUGGAUGUAAAUGAUAAUGCCCCCAUUUUUGUAAGCACCCCUUUUCAAGCCACAGUUCUAGAGAAUGUCCCCUUGGGCUAUUCAGUGCUCCACAUUCAGGCGGUGGAUGCUGACUCGGGGGAUAAUGCCCGUUUGGAAUACAAACUCAUUGAGCUGUCUCAUCCCUCUGCUUUGGGGUCUUCAAGCAGGGACCCUGGUUUUCCAUUUCAAAUCAACAAUAGUACUGGGUGGAUUACAGUGUCCACUGAGCUAGACCGGGAGACUGUGGAGAGCUACCACUUUGGGGUGGAGGCUAGAGACCAGGGAGUGCCUGUCAUGACUUCCUCAGCCAGUGUGUCCAUCACUGUCCUCGAUGUCAAUGAUAACAGCCCUACGUUCACUGAAAAGGUUUAUCAGCUCAGGCUUAAUGAGGAUGCAGCAGUAGGCAGCAGUGUCUUGACUCUGACAGCAGUGGACAGGGAUGUCAACAGCGUGGUGACGUAUCAGAUCACAAGUGGCAACACGAGGAACCGCUUUGCUAUCACUAGUCAGAUUGCAGGUGGGCUAAUCACCUUGGCCUUGCCCUUGGAUUACAAGCAGGAGAGGCAAUAUGUGCUGACUGUUACUGCAUCAGAUGGAACUCUGUUUGACACUGUCCAAGUUUUCAUCAAUGUUACGGAUGCCAACACACACCGUCCAGUUUUCCAGAGCUCCCACUACACAGUGACGGUCAGUGAAGACAAACCCAUUGGCACAUCCAUUGUAACAAUCAUUGCAACUGAUGAGGAUAUUGGGGAAAAUGCUAGGAUUACUUAUAUCCUAGAAGACAACAUCCCUCAGUUCCGCAUUGACCCUGACACCGGCACGAUCACCACUUUGAUGGAACUAGAUUAUGAGGACCAAGCCUCUUACACGUUGGCCAUCACUGCCCAGGACAAUGGAAUUCCUCAGAAAUCCGACACCACCUAUGUAGAGAUCCUUAUCCUGGAUGCCAAUGACAAUGCACCCCGUUUCCUUCGUGACCGUUACCAAGGUGCUGUCUUUGAAGAUGUGCCCCUCUCCACCAGUGUCCUUCAGGUGUCUGCCACUGACCGUGACUCAGGCCCUAAUGGCCGCCUUUUUUAUACCUUCCAGGGUGGUGAUGAUGGUGAUGGGGAUUUUUACAUUGAGACAACAUCAGGGGUGAUACGGACGCUGCGCAAGCUGGAUCGUGAGAAUGUGGCUGUCUAUAGUCUGCGGGCUUUUGCUGUGGACAGGGGCAGUCCACCUCUCAAAGCCUCAGUAGAUAUCCAAGUUACUGUGCUUGAUAUAAAUGAUAACCCACCUGUUUUUGAACAAGAUGAAUUUGACAUCUUUGUGGAGGAAAAUAGCCCUGUUGGUUCUAUUGUGGCCCGAAUCAGCGCUGUAGAUCCUGACGAGGGAACUAAUGCACAGAUCAUGUAUCAGAUUGUGGAGGGGAACAUCCCUGAAGUCUUCCAGCUUGACCUUCUUAAUGGAGAUCUCACAGCCCUGAUGGAUCUGGAUUAUGAGAGCCAGACAGAGUAUGUAAUUGUGGUACAAGCUACCUCAGCUCCUCUUGUGAGCCGAGCCACUGUGCACAUACGCCUGCUAGAUCAGAAUGACAAUCCUCCUGUGCUACAAGACUUCCAGAUCCUUUUCAAUAACUAUGUCACUAACAAGUCUAAUAGCUUCCCUUCUGGAGUGAUUGGCAAGAUCCCUGCUCAUGAUCCUGAUGUGUCUGACCAACUUGACUACACCUUUGUCCAGGGCAAUGAGUUAAACCUACUACUUUUAGACUCUGCUACUGGAGAACUCAAGCUCAGCCGGGAUCUGGACAACAACAGACCCCUAGAGGCCAUCAUGAAAGUGUCCGUUUCAGAUGGCAUUCACAGUGUUACAGCUCUUUGCACCUUGCGGGUGACGAUCAUCACUGACGACAUGUUGACCAACAGCAUCACAGUACGAUUGGAAAAUAUGUCGCAAGAGAAGUUUCUCUCUCCACUGCUUGCUCUCUUUGUGGAAGGUGUGGCUACUGUGCUGUCAACAACCAAAGAGGGCAUUUUCGUCUUCAACAUUCAAAAUGACACAGAUGUGAGCUCCAAUAUUCUGAAUGUGACCUUCUCUGCCUUGCUUCCUGGUGGUAUUCGAAACAAGUUCUUUCCCUCUGAGGACCUCCAGGAGCAGAUAUACCUCAACAGGACACUCCUUACAUUGAUAUCUACCCAACGAGUUCUGCCGUUUGAUGACAACAUUUGUCUGCGGGAACCUUGUGAAAACUACAUGAAGUGUGUGUCUGUACUCAAGUUUGACAGCUCUGCUCCGUUUAUCAGUUCAAACACUGUUUUGUUCCGACCCAUACAUCCUAUCAAUGGGCUGAGAUGUCGGUGCCCCCCUGGGUUUACAGGUGACUACUGUGAAACAGAGAUUGACCUCUGCUACUCCAAUCCUUGUGGAAACAAUGGACUUUGUCGAAGUCGAGAGGGAGGCUAUACUUGUGAAUGUUAUGAAGACUACACUGGAGACUACUGUGAAGUGAAUGCUCGCUCUGGACGCUGCGCUCCAGGAGUUUGCAAAAAUGGAGGAACAUGUGUGAAUCUGCUCAUAGGAGGUUUCAAAUGUGAGUGUCCCCCUGGUGAAUACGAGAGACCUUAUUGUGAGAUGACAACAAGAAGCUUCCCUCCAGAGUCGUUUGUCACCUUCAAGGGGUUAAGGCAACGCUUCCAUUUCACUGUCUCUCUUAUGUUUGCAACGAGAGAAAGAAACGCUCUGAUUCUCUACAAUGGCCGUUUUAAUGAGAAGCAUGAUUUUAUUGCACUUGAGAUCAUUGAAGAGCAGAUCCAGCUGACAUUCUCUGCAGGGGAAACCACUACAACAGUUGCGCCAUUUGUUCCAGGAGGGGUUAGUGAUGGACAGUGGCACUCAGUGCAGGUGCAGUACUAUAACAAGCCUAACAUAGGAAGAUUAGGUAUUCCUCAUGGACCUUCAGGGGAAAAGGUGGCAGUAGUGACAGUGGAUGACUGUGACACUGCAGUGGCCGUGCGCUUUGGAAGCCUCAUUGGAAACUACUCGUGUGCCGCUCAGGGAACUCAGACUGGCUCAAAAAAGUCCUUGGAUUUAACUGGCCCUCUGCUUCUUGGAGGAGUUCCAAACUUGCCUGAAGAUUUUCCUGUUCUCAACAGACAGUUUGUUGGCUGCAUGAGGAACCUCUCCAUUGACAGCAAGCCAAUUGAUAUGGCUAGUUAUAUAGCCAACAAUGGCACUCUUGCAGGUUGUUUAGCUCAGAAGAACUAUUGCACCACCAACUGGUGUCAGAAUGGAGGCACCUGUGUGAACAAGUGGAAUACCUAUACUUGUGAGUGUCCCUUGCGGUAUGGUGGGAAAAAUUGUGAGCAAGUAAUGCCUUUCCCUCAGCGUUUCAGUGGAGAGAGCAUCAUCAUCUGGAGUGAGCUCGAUAUCACUAUUUCUGUACCGUGGUACAUUGGUCUCAUGUUUCGAACCCGGAAGGUUAAUGGCAUGCUAAUGCAAGCAAAUGCAGGAGCAUCAUCCAAAAUAAACAUCCAGAUAUUGAACAAGUAUGUGGUGUUUGAAGUGUAUGAUGGACUGAAUCUGGUGGCCAGUUUGAAGAUGACCCAAUCCCGAAUCAGUGAUGGAGAAUGGCAUCACUUGUUAAUAGAGCUGAAGAGUGCAAAGGAUGGCAAAGACAUCAAGUACCUGGCUGUUGUGUCCUUAGAUUAUGGGAUGUAUCAGAGCACUGUACAGAUUGGAAAUCAGUUGCCUGGAUUAAAAAUGAAAAGCAUUAUUGUGGGAGGUGUCUCUGGAGAUCAAGUCUCAGUGCAGCAGGGUUUCUAUGGCUGCUUGCAGGGAGUGAGAAUGGGGGAGACAUCUACAAAUGUGGCUACGCUGAACAUGAAACAAGCAAUCAAGAUUAAUGUCAAGGAAGGCUGUGAAGUGGAUAAUCCUUGUGAUUCUAACCCUUGUCCCCAGCACAGCUAUUGUAGUGAUGACUGGGACAGUUAUUCGUGUAUCUGUGAUCCAGGGUACUUUGGGACAGACUGCGUUGAUGUUUGCAGCCUGAACCCAUGUGAGCAUGUCUCCACCUGCAUCCGUAAACCAAGCUCUUCUCAUGGAUACACCUGUGAAUGUGGGCAUAGCUAUUAUGGACAGUACUGUGAAAGCAAAAUUGAUUUGCCCUGUCCAAGAGGCUGGUGGGGAAAUCCUAUUUGCGGCCCAUGUAACUGUGAGAACAGUAAGGGAUUUGAUCCUGACUGCAAUAAGACUAAUGGAGAGUGUCGGUGUAAGUCAAACUAUUACAGGCCACAAAGCAGUGACACUUGCUAUCCAUGUGACUGCUUCCCUUCUGGAUCCCAUACUCGUACCUGUGAUAUGGAAACAGGGCAGUGUCCCUGUAAACCAGGAGUGAUUGGGCGGCAGUGCAAUCGCUGUGACAAUCCCUUUGCUGAAGUUACCGUUCAUGGCUGUGAAGUGGUAUAUAAUGGAUGCCCCAAAGCAUUUGAGGCUGGCAUUUGGUGGCCACAAACCAAAUUUGGGCAACCCGCUGCUGUGCCCUGUCCCAAGGGAUCAACAGGAAAUGCUGUCCGGCACUGUAACAGUGAGAAAGGCUGGCUCCCUCCUGAGCUUUUUAACUGCACUACCUUUGGUUUUGUGGACCUUAAAGUCAUGAAUGAAAAACUUCUCCGCAAUGAGACCAGCAUGGAUGGUGACAAGUCAGUGCAGAUAGCCAAAGUGCUCCAGAAUGCCACUAACCAAACAAACGCCUUUUAUGGGAAUGACGUGCGAACAGCCUACCAAAUGAUGAUCAGAGUAUUGCAAUACGAGAGCCAGCAACAGGGCUUUGAUUUGGCUGCAACAAGGGAUGUGGAGUUCAAUGAGAAUAUCAUAAAAGCAGGCAGUGCUCUUCUGGACCCCAGCACCAAAGAGCAUUGGGAGCACAUCCAGAGGACUGAAGGGGGCACAGCACACCUACUGAAGCACUAUGAAGAAUAUUUCAGCAAUGUGGCAAAGAACAUGAAGAAAACCUACAUGAAACCUUUUAUUAUUGUGACAGCAAAUAUGAUUAUUGCUGUUGACAUCUUUGAAAAGUCUAAUUUUACGGGAGCUAAAGUACCACAGUUUGAUGUGAUUAAAGAAGAUUAUCCUAGUGAUUUGGAGUCGUCUGUUUUGUUUCCUGCUACUUUGCUCAGACCUUCUCCUAGAAAAGUAGUUCCUACCAUGAAGCCUUCAAACCAUAAGUUCUCUUCUAAAAUGGAAGAUGAUAUUUUAAACAGCAAAAAUGUACUUUCAAAAAGAAAACGACGGCAUCCAGAAGAGUCUAACCCGCAUGCUGUUGUCAUGGUGAUUACAUAUCGAACCCUAGGGCAGCUUUUGCCUGAGAACUAUGAUCCUGACCGAAGGAGCUUAAGGUUACCUAAUCGGCCCAUCAUUAACACCCCAAUAAUCAGCGCAACCGUUUACAGAGAUGGGGAGUCUUUGCCAAAUCUUCUGGAGAACCCCAUUACACUUGAGCAUGUCAUGCUGGAAACUGAGGAGAGAACCAAGCCAGUUUGCGUGUUCUGGAACCAUUCAAUUGCAAUUGGAGAAAUAGGAGGUUGGUCAUCAAAGGGAUGUGAGCUGUUUUCGAGAAGCCAAAGCCAUAUCAUUUGCCAGUGCAGCCACAUGACCAGUUUUGCUGUCCUGAUGGAUAUUUCAAAACGCGAAAAUGGUGAGGCACUUCCUCUGAAGAUUAUCACUUAUGCAACUGUCUCCAUCUCACUGGUAGCUUUGCUGCUCACUUUUAUACUCCUUGUCCUGAUCCGAACGUUGCGUUCCAACCUGCACAGCAUCCACAAAAACCUGGUAGCAGCCCUCUUCUUCUCUGAGUUAAUCUUCCUGAUAGGAAUCAACCAGACAGAAAAUCCGUUUGUGUGCACUGUGAUAGCCAUUCUCUUGCACUACUUUUACAUGAGCACCUUCGCCUGGAUGUUCGUUGAACAACUUCACAUCUACCGCAUGUUGACUGAAGUGAGGAAUAUCAAUUUUGGACACAUGAGGUUCUACUAUGUCAUGGGCUGGGGGAUUCCUGCCAUUAUAACAGGUCUUGCAGUAGGUCUGGAUCCACAGGGCUAUGGGAAUCCAGAUUUCUGCUGGCUCUCUGUUCACGACACCCUAAUUUGGAGCUUCGCAGGACCCGUUGUGAUUGUUGUGGUUACCAACUUCGUAAUCUUCAUACUAGCAGUGAAAGCAUCAUGCAAACGAAGACAGCGUUCACUGGAGAAAACUGGAGUCAUCUCUGUACUGCGGACUGCUUUCGUCCUACUACUACUGAUCAGUGUUACCUGGUUACUGGGCCUGAUGGCAGUGAACAGCGAUGUCAUGACAUUUCACUACCUGUUUGCCAUCUUUAGCUGCUUACAGGGGUUGUUCAUCUUUUUCUUCCACUGUAUAUUCAACAAGGAAGUCAGGAAACAUUUGAAAAAUACUUUCACUGGAAAGAAGCCCCUUCCAGAUGACUCCACAGCGACAAGAGCAACACUAUUAACUCGAUCUUUGAACUGUAAUGACACCUAUAUCGAAGAACCAAAUAUGUAUCGUACCACUAUUGGGGAAUCCACGGUCUCUCUCGAAAGCACCGUCAGGUCAGCCAAGAGUCACAAUAGCUACCUUGCUUAUCUUCUCAGAGAUGAAGCUGCCCAGAAGCUCAGUGUGUCAUCAAGCCAAGCAAGGGCUGGUCAUACAGAAGGCGAUUCCUCCAUCUUCCACAGGAAGCCUUCAAAGUCCAAUGAGCACGAUUCGGAUUCCGACAGCGAGUUGUCCCUGGAUGAACACAGCAGCUCAUAUGCCUCUUCCCACUCUUCGGAUAGCGAAGAAGAUGUGUUAGAAGCAGAAAAGAAGUGGCACGCAGCCACGUUGAAAAACAAGGAGCGGGGCCCGCUCCACAGCACCCCCAAAGCUGAUUCAGUCCCCAACCACGUGAAACCCUGCUGGCCUCCUGAGGGCAUAACGGCAAGUGAUGGCGAGGAGCCAGGUGCAACGCAGAAGCUGAAGGUGGAGACUAAAGUGAAUGUGGAACUUCACCAGGAAAAUCAAGGGAACCACACUAGCGAAAUCCCCCAAGACAAAGAGAGCGAAGGGCAGCAGAAGGAGAACAAGCCACUGGCCCAGCAGAACAACCAGCAGCCCGAACAGAGGAAAGGCAUACUGAAAAAUAAGGUCACAUACCCUCCUCCAUUAGUGGACAAGAACAUGAAGAAUCGGCUAAGGGAAAAACUGUCAGAUUAUAAUCAGACCACUAUCUCCUCAAAAACGACUUCUAUUGGUAUUAACAAUGGAGUUCGCUCCACUUCAGACUCUGGGGUAACAAUAAAAAACCCAAGAAGAGACCAGCUUCCAGAACAAAUGAAUGGGUUGGCCAUGAAUGUCCACGUGGGAACAGUAACUGCUGAGACCUCCGAUUCUGAAGGCAGUAACGAAACUUCAAUUUGAAUCAUCAGGAAAUUGUGAUGACUGUUGCCCCCUGUGGACUACUCCAUUGUGAUGUCACUUCCUCGGGACCUUUUGAUUCUGCAUACUCUUGCUGCGUAAUGAGGAUGCCAAGGAGGUCAUAUCUGGGCAAGCUUGACAGAAUGGCAUGCUUGUGACUUCUCCAACUUUCCUGUGGUGCUCACUAAGGCUACUCAGGGUACACUAAGUACCUGCCUAACUACAUAACACAGUGCCAAAACAUGUGGAACAAAUAGUGGAAACUCACCACUGGAGAAGAACGCCUAUUUGGAAAAGUGGAUAGAGCCAUAGCAAUGCUGCGAGGGCUGUCGGGUGGGCAGUCCAUACUGCUUAAUGAGUUGAGCUUGAGGAACAAUUGGCCAAUAACAUAACAGACAUGCCAUCAACCCAACAACCCCUGCUCUUCAGAUACAUUGGGGUUUUGUUCUGUUCCCAUGGGACUGCGGAACUCAGGAGAAAGAUGUAUCACACCAAGUGCCCUUUUAAUUCCUUCACCAGCUUCUAUGCCAGCUUGUGGUGGACACUUUGUCUUAAAAUCACAUUUUGAUAUAAAUAUAUAAAUAUAUAUAUAUAUAUAGCUGUAGAUAAUUUUAUAUAUUUUGUAUGGUGAUUCUUUGAGAAGUUCUUUUGUACAUUUCAUAUAUAUAUACUGAUUUUCUUAAAUUUGAUAGCAAGAGAGCAAUUGUGAAAGAGCUUUGUUAUUUUUUUUAUAUUAAAAAAGAAUUGCACAAAUGUACUUGAAUUUGACAUCUGAGGAAAAAACCAUAACUAAUGUCUGCAUCAAGCCCAACUUAAUCUGCGAUAGUGACUUUAAAAAAAGGCUGUCAUAACUCUGAACAUCUAUGUUUAUAAGCAGAGUUUGUCAGAAUAGUUUCAGCUAUAAGGACAGAGUAGGCAGCAUCUGGACUAAGUUAAUCAUGACUAUUUUGGCACAGUCUCAUUGAUUUCAAUAGGGCUUAGUCAUUACUACCUAGUCUGGAUUAGGGAAAUGUAUGAAACAGAUUCUGAAUUUUGUUUCAAGCUUGAAGCAAAAUGCAGAUGGCCGAAACAUCUCAUUGAAAAGUGGUCAACCCAAUUGUUUCAAUGAAACAAAACUCGAAAUGUUUCGGGUGUUCCAGCCAUAGGAAACAAUGGGGAAACUUGAAACACCCCAUUGUUCCCCAUGGGUAGGUUCUAGGGACACCAAAGUGGGUUGGGUGGUAGAGCAUGCAGGAUGCUACCUACCAACCAACCCAUAAAAGAAAUGGGCAAGCAGGUGAUUUUUAACAAAUUUUUAACCUUUCCCCCAAAGUCCCCUAGGAUCGGAAGCCAGUGCCAGAAAAUCGAUCAAAACAUUGAAAUGUUUCAAAACGAAACAGGGUUGUUUUGUUCCAAACUUGGAACAGGCUGUUUAUUUAAAGGGCAUUUUGUUUUGAGCUCAAAAUACUCAAAAUGGCCUAUUUCAAGUCAAAAUGUUUCAACGUCAUAUCCCUAGCCUGGUUGCUGCCCAGCAUGUGCUUUUAUAGCCUUGGCACAAAGGAACCAAUAAUGACGACAAACAUCUAUGAUUAAGGCAGACUGGCUCUUUUCCUACUCUUCAUCUAUGUAUAGAUAUUUUCUUCUUGCUACAGAGUUCAUACCCAUCUCCAGCCUAGGUUUUAAAACUGGCCAAACAUGUAUAUAUUUUUAAAUGUACAAUCUCAUCUAGUUUUUAUAUUAACAUUUGUGCAACUUUGGAUCCUGGUCACCCUUUAACCUCCCUGGUUGAUUUACAGAUUAAUGACCCACUGGUCGCACAAGCAAAUUUGCACUAACACAAGAAGUUAGCUUUGUUUCACUGAAAAAUGGAGAUUUUCAGAAUUGCACUCUCAUGCAAAUGUCCCCAUUGAAACAAAUGAGCGAUGCCACAGUUGUGCAACUGUGGCACAAACACAAGCAAAUUUGUGGUCGUGCAAUUAGCUAGAGCAACCAUUUUGUGCUAGCGCAACAUCCCUCUGGAAUCGGGUCAUUGCUUUGGGCGUCAGCCAGUUUUAAUGUUUUCCUGCCAACCCAAGAAUCCUGUAAACCCUGAAUUUUCUAUGAACUACUUUCUUCCCCCUCCCACCUUUUUGCUUUGGUUUUGGCAAAGCAGAGCAGGAACAGUCUAAGAUGAUUCGGUUUAAUUUCUCAGUGGUUUGCAAAUAUUUGUAGGCGUUUAAAGGGUCCGCCCCCACCGCUGCACAGUGCAGGCGUGAACAAAAUUCUUAUUAACCUGUGUUUUCUGUGGCAUUGAAAGAGGCCGCUUGGACAAUGUAAACCUUUAAGAGAAUUCUUUUGCUGUGGGAUGCCUUUUGUUUUGACUAUGCCUCAAAAUGAGUCUGGGCACAAGCCAUUGCAAAUUUCACUUAUACAGGGCCUAUUGAAAUUAACCAAAGUCGUGCCAGGGCAUAAUGAGAGUUGUAAACAAAUAAGUCUCUUGUCCAAAUUUUGCCUCAGCCAUCAACAUACUGUGGAGUGUCUUAGGCAAGACAAAUUGUUCAUGAUAACAAAAGUCAAUCGCCCCUCCCCACCCCAGUGUUGUAAGGAUUACUGCGAUAAUGUGAAUGAUUUGAAUACUCAUCAAAGGCAUUGUAUAAAUGCUAAAUAUAUACGUUUGACAAGCUUCCUCUUCUCCCAACUGAAUACAACACGUAUUUAUAUACUGCUUUCAACCAAAGUUCCCAAAGCGGUUUAAAUAGAUACAAAUAAAUAAAAUGGCUCCCUGUCCACAAAGGGCUCACUCUCUAAAAAAGAAACAUAAGAGAGACACCAGCCACUGGGGAUGGACAGGGCCAGUUGCUCUCCUCCUGCUAAAUAAAGAGAGCCACCACUUUUAAAAGGUGCCUCUUUGCUCAGUUAGCAGGGGAAUAGCGAUAAGAGAGGUGGUUUGACUAUUCAGGACAGAAAAACCGUGGCUGACAUGAUGCGCAGCCUAACAUCUCCUUAAUGCUCUGCCCAGGGCUGCUGUGGACUUGGAAGCAGCCCUGACCUUGUCCUUGAGCAGUUUCUCAAGCCGUGCUAGCACCCUUCCCCCCAUUUACCGCAGUGGUGAGAACUGCAGUCACGCUUCUUGCACAACCACUCAUUCCGAACCCAUGUUGGGGCCGCUUCCGAGUGCACAGCAGCCCUGAGGCAGAGCAGGGCAGAGACCUUUGGCUGCACAGCAUGACAGUGAUUGGCUUUAGGGUAUCAGGUGGGUGGGAGGAGGAAGGGUUUAUGGCCUCCACCUCAUUUCAGGCAGGAACCGUGGCAUCCCUAAAGACUUGCUGCAAACUCAGGGCUAUGGCAGCUUCCAAGUUAUAUCCUGAGGAAUAUCCCUCAGUGGGCGGUGACCGGCGUACUCUAGAGACCCUUUGAGAGUUUUCAGCCAUGGCUAGGCAGAGGACUCAAAGUAAGUGCACAAGGACAGUUUUGGGUCUCUUGACAUGCUGACAUUUAAAGUUGCAACAUGACGACAGCCGGCAUUAGCCUGUUGAUUUCAUUCCCCUGUGGUGAGGCAAUGUGCAAGAGAAAUUCCCAGUGGAUUACAUUUCCUCUUGUGGAAACAAUGCAUUUGCUAUCAAUUAUCUCCAGUGUCAGUUACAAGGUAUGUAGGUAUAACGUUAUCCUUCCUGUCCCAGAAAUAUCUGCUCUUCCUUUAUGUGAAUGUAUGUAACAGAAUAAGCAGAUUCAGACCAAAUAAAAUUUGGGAAUUCUCUGGUAAGCACAACUAGUGAAAUAAAAUGCACAGGCUGAUAUUCCAAUGAAUGAAGCACCAGUGCUCCUGAAAAAUUCAAAUAACUCUGCUACACUUCUGGCUCAGCAGCGGGAGGAAAUUUGCAUGAUCUGCCCCGACUGCUCUGUGCCGCCCGAGAAUAUGUCCCCGAGGGUCACACAGCCCUCAGGGACAUAUUUUUGGGUGACACAGAGGGCUUCCUGGGGAAGGGGAGAUCAUGGAAAUUCACAUACACACACAAGCACUGGUGUAGCAUUAGUCUGGAGCUCUCCAGGAGCACCAAAGCUACACUAGUGCUUCUCCCCUUGUACAGGUGCUUCAUUAGUCAGGAUGUCAGCCACAGUAAAUCUGAGUGCACAAGUUUUUCAAAGUUUUCAAAGACAGUGGAGAGAUAUAAAUCAAAGUCAUUUAAUUCAAGAUUUAACUCGGCAAGAGAAACUGUAGACAGAAAAUAUUGCUGAUUUAAAUUAAUUUUCUACUUUAAUAUAAUUGCUGGACAAGCAUUCAUACUAAUUGGGUGCUAUUGCAGUUAAAACACUACAGAGUGCCUUUUGCACUACAGAGUUUAUAUUUGCUUAGGGAAUAUGCCGUGAAAGUAAGGAUUUCUGUUUGGCUUUCUUAUUUUAUACACAUAGAGACAUUAAGCAAGUUCAUUAACUUGAAAACUUGAGUGCCCAAAACUUUCCAGAAACAAGGGCUUUGCUUCUCUGUGACAAGGAAAGUCAUGCUGACAGUCUAAAAGAGUGAUAACUUGAACAAUAUUAUAUAUAUACAUGAUCUGUUGUACCAUAUGCUUGACCUCAGAACUCACAUUCCCCUUCUGCUUCAUUCUUUAAUAUAGACAAGCACACUUAACUCAAGCGGCAUGAUCCAGCUAAGUUUUAAGUGCUAUUGAUUUCCGUGGGAGAAUUAAGCGAGAACUCAUUGGGACUUAAAAGUGCUUAAUGUUAGUUGAAUCAUGCUCAGUAUGGGAUAUAGAACAGUGUUCUUCAUUGCAAGGCCCAACCAGAGGCAAAGCCCAUUGACCCUACAUGUGGCUCUUUGUUUAUUAGGCCUGGAUGAAGCUGUGGCUGAAGCCCCCCUGCUGCUGCACCAUGCAAAGGUGACCAUUCCCACCCUGCCCAGUACAGGUGGUGCUUUAUUAAGGGGGAACAGAGCAUCAUCUCUCAGGCCCCAGCACUAUCUUAGAAGGUGCACUCAGAACUCUGGGAAGUGUAGUUCUUUCUCCAUAGAGCUCUACAGGGAAAGCCCUGGGAAGAACCAUACUUCUUAGGGCUCCAUGGGUGCCUUCCAAGAUGACACUGGGGCUUGAAUGGGCUACAUUUCUCUUAAAGAGCCCUUCCCAAGGCACAGAGAAACGUGCAGCACUGUGCCAAGGAAAUGGCUCUUACACUGAAAGUUUCCUGCUAAGUGGCCCCCACUUGAAAAAUAGAGAAGACCACUACUAUAGAGGACUAUGGAUUUGGUUGGAUGCAGACUUCUAAGUUUUACAUUCCACUGUCAUUUUAAACCAGGUUGUUUUUAGGGUGGCAAUAGAACCGAUUUUUAAAAUAAUAUAAUUCCUUCAUUUUAAUAAAACCACCAGUUUUUAAUCAACCCUGUUCUCAAGAGGCCUUUUCAGAGGAGAGGGAAAGAGCUUGGCUCUUUAAAAAUAUUGCUUUCAUGCUGUGUGAAACUUUGAUGUUUAAAAAAAGUUUUGAAUGUGUAAGUAUCUGCCUAUCACACUUGAGUAUGUGCUAAAUGAUGUUUCAGCUGUUUCACAUCUGUGUGUAUAUUUUGCCCCAAUGAGAUGUAGGUAGGUAGAUAUUUUGUUUUGUUAUAAUCAGAACUGCUGCAGUCAGCGUGUCAGCUGUGCUAACCACAGAAGAAAUGAGAAGCUAUUUUUUACAGUUUAUGGCAGAUUAGACACUGGAGGGUGUUUUGUUUUUUAAACAAAUGUAUAUUUAUUAAUGUGCAGAACACUGGAAUUGAAGCACAGAUGAGAGGAGAACUCAACAAUAAAUUAAGGUUUUGAAUUUGUAUACAA